Messenger RNA from Endocarpon pusillum Z07020, 339 nucleotides. RefSeq lists its product as uncharacterized. Gene Ontology annotation, biological process: nucleoside metabolic process. NCBI's taxonomy places the organism in Eukaryota, Fungi, Ascomycota, Eurotiomycetes, Verrucariales, Verrucariaceae. The transcript has a single exon. Gene Ontology annotation, molecular function: catalytic activity. The record is from RefSeq and is a predicted model, not a curated record. The coding region runs from base 1 to 339 and encodes 112 amino acids.
AUGCUUAAAGAGAUCCACGAACCUCUCCCCGCCAGGCGCGACCAGAAUGCGUAUACAUUAGGAAAGAUCAGCGGACACAACGUGGUGGUAGCAGUCAUGCCUGAGAUCGGAAACAACGCGGCAGCUACAGUGGUGACGCAGCUACUCAACGACUUCCCUUCAAUCCGAUUUGGUAUUCUGGUGGGCAUUAGAGGAGGAGUACCGGGAGACGAGGGUGAAGAUGAUAUCCGACUAGGUGAUAUGGUGGUGAGCCAGCCGACAGCCACGUUUGGAGGGGUGGUGCAAUACGAUCUAGGGAAGAGACUUGUGGACGGGGUUUUAAGAGGACAGGACAGCUGA